Molecule: messenger RNA, 4679 nt
Organism: Sciurus carolinensis (gray squirrel)
Lineage: Eukaryota; Metazoa; Chordata; Mammalia; Rodentia; Sciuridae
Gene: C3H17orf107
Product: chromosome 3 C17orf107 homolog
Exons: 4
Coding region: 1397-2050 (217 amino acids)
Source: RefSeq, a predicted model, not a curated record
ACCUAGAAGACAUGACAGAAGGCAGGCCAGGGGAUUCUCAGCCAUAAACCUUCAGUAGUGACUUUCACCGAGGGUAUUGGGUCCCCACUCAUUCUGGCAGGGUCAGGCCAAAGCACAGGGCUUCCUGCAAGUCCUACAAAGGGGUCUCUCCUAAUGGCUAUCAACUGGAUAAACAUAACUUAGAGGCUCAUAGGCCUGAGUCUCUAGGACCAGGCUGGAGAAAAGCCCAGAGGUCAGCAAGGGUGAACUGAGGGCAAGCCUGAGCCAUUUGCCCUCCACUUCUGCUGACACCUGAACAGGGGCCAGCCUGCCCACAUGGUCACUGUGGUACCUCUUUGGAAGGAAACAUAAUACAGUAGUGGUAGCCACUUGUCUUUUCAAAAUCUAUUUCCUGCUAGAGGUGUGUGGACAGUUGUAGAGGGAGCAGGUUCAGGCUCAAGCUUGGAUACAGGGUGGGUAGGGAAGAUCAGGCACUUGGUUGAAGUAGCCCCCAAGGAAGAUGAGGCUGGAACCCACGCUGAAGAGCACCAGAGCAGCCCAGAAACAGAUGUUGUCAAGGGCCUUCCCCAUGCGCACCCAGUCGGACACCUCCUGGGGAAGGGACAGCAAAGCUGAGUCCCUAAGGAACAGCUGCAAGGGUUAGGGACAAGAGCUAGUGGGAGGCUCCCCACCCUGCCUCUGGCUCCUAACCCACCUCACAAGUGGCCUCCUGCUCUCUAGUACUUGCAGCCACAAAGUUCACAGCAUCCACACAGCAGCGGAUCUCCGGGGCUGCAGCGCCCAGGCUCUGGCAUAGGGCAGCUGGCAGGGGCAAAAAUCCGGCUGGGUCAUUAGGUUUCCUCCAUUUCGGAUGCCCCCAUUGGCUGGGGUCACUGUGCUCACCCGUCCAGGCCCCGUGCCGGUGCCUCUGUCCUUCAAACACGAGCUCACUCCGCGGCUUUUUCAGGAUCAGCUCCUCUGCGCGGAGCAAUAUGCCAACCGACGAUGCGCGCCUUGGCGUGGAGGUGGCCCGGGGAGCCUCAGGAGACUGGCGAGAGCCCAGGAGACGCGGCAGCAAUUCCAAUAAAACCUGGGGCGCGGGCAGGGAUCACUUCAAAGCCACGCCUUCCACUCCCGGACGUUCCUCCCCCACCCGAACCGCCUCCUCCGCGGCUUACGUGGCGCAGCCUGAAGGACGUGGCAUGAGUGGUGGGCGUUCGCAAAGAAACGUUAAGCACAAUGACGCAAUUCAUGACAAUGAGCGUGGCAACCACCAUGACGAAAAUAAGAUACCUAAGGAUUCCCGAAUUCAUUACGUUACAGCACACUGGCUUCUCUGACGUCACAAACAUACCUCAAACCCUACCUGCUCCCCCUCAGUGAGGUCCUACUGCCUCUCCUACCACCUGUGGCGGCCAUGAAGGGGACCCCGAGAUCCCUGGACACUCUGCUGUGGGUCUACCACUUCCACAGCUCCACCGAGGUGGCCCUCCAGCCCCCACUUUUAUCUUCACUGGAACUCGCUGUGGCUGCAGCCCACGAGUAUCUGGAGCAGAGGUUUGGAGAACUGAAGUCCCUGGAGCCGCAGGAACCCAAGAAGCCGGAGAAGCCGCCUGCCAGGAAGCCCACCCUAGUGUUGGUGCUAAGAGAAGCCGCAGCCAGCAUCAUUAACUUUGGCGCCACCUUGUUAGAGAUCUCAGCCCUGUGGCUGCAGCAGGAGGUGCGGAGACUGGACGGCAGCAACAGCAGCACAGGCCUAGCCCCGGACUCUGGGGAUCCAGGUGGAGCUCUGGCUCGGGUAGCCCAGGCUGCCGGGCAGGGGGCUUGGCAAGCUGGGGCUACAGCGGGCGCCAGCGCCAGGCUCCUGGCCCAGGGUGUGUGGCUGUGCUUGUGUGGACGGGGUCUGCAGGGGUCCACUUCAUUCCUGCAACAAUGGCGACGCCAUCUGGGUCUUGGAAUCCCCGGGGAACCGAGAUACUCAGGAGACAUCAAAGUGGUGUCCAGCAGCAGUGAGGACGACGGGGAACCAGAAAAUCCACCACUGACCCAGUCCCACACUGCGUCCAAAUAAAGCCAAGAAGGAAGGAGACUGCUAAUUCUAGAGUCCUUUGGUCUUGGCGUAGUCCCCACCCAGGCCGUCCCUUGGCCCCGCCCCCAUGCGUGCCAGUCCGGGUGUUCUGACUCCGACUUCCACGUUGGCCCUGCCCCAAUGUGGGCAACGCCAGAACCCUUACCUGCCCAGCAGCGGCACACUCAGAGACGUCUCUGGGAUUUUCUGGGCAAUUAGGAACAAGAAGACAGUCUGGGCGAGCAGGACGUUGAUAGAAACCGUGCAUUUCUGACCGCCGGCUAGAGGGAACACCUGGUAAAAGCAGUCCUGACCCCGGGAGCAAGCCAGAGUUUAGGUUUGAGGCUACUCCUUACCCUGCGCUGGUAGAAAGUAGGCGAGCAGCACUAGGCCAGAGAUGAGCACGCAAGGUACGAUGAUGUUAAUGACAUAGAAGAGAGGCUUCCGGCGGAUGAUUAACGAGUAGAUGACGUCAGUUUCUCCCGGGCUGUCAGCGGAGCCACUGUCGUAGUGGCGGAUCAACCCCGGGCAGAAGUCGAUGGCCCACUCGCCAUUCUCUGCAGCACAGGAGGUGCAGUCACUCAGCUCUGGGAAGUGAAGCAUCCUGUGCUGCUCUCUGCAUGCACACCUGACUGUGGAAACCUGUAACGUCUAGCCAAGAAGGAUGCAGCUGUCUGGCCAGGGUGCACUGCUUGGGCCAUGGACACCGGGCAGAAAAGGGCAUUCCUAGUGAGGUUAUGAAAAGAUCAAGCGAGGAGACAAAACUAAAGUGACAAUCAGGAAUUAUUUCAGAAAAAGGGCAAGCUAAGGCCGAGUUGUCGAAAUCAGUCUUCAGGAUGCCUGAUGUGGGGCAAUCCCACUCUUUAGAAUCCUCUUUAGACCCCUCUAGAAUUGUUUUUUUCAGAGCAAGAGGGAACCUUACCAGUAAAGGCCACCGUGUCGAUAUCUAUCUUGUUAACGGUCUUGCCAUCUUCAUCCACUGCAAAGACGAACUCCACCUCUUUGGCACUGUACGUCUGAGAGCUGUGGAACCAGGGCCAGGGACCCCACCGAGGAACUCGGACCUGGGUCCCUGCCCUGAGCCCCACCCUGGAAGCUUGGAUACGGCCUGGUGAUAAGACUCUACCACCUUACACAGACCCUGCCUGCACGCUGUUUGCAUCCCUGCUUCCUUUUGUCUUUGUUUUGUUGAGACUGGGUCUUGCUAUGUUGUCCAAGGCUUGUCUCAAACUCUGAGAAUCAAACAAUCCUCCUGCCUCAGCCUCCUGAGUAGCUAAGACUACAGCUGCCCACCAGCUCCAACCCUAGUUGGAACCCAACUCCAGAAGCCCACCCCAUUCCACCGCCUGGCUCCGCCUCCAGACAAAGCCGGGUCUCAGGGAUCCCACUUCCCCAUUUUUCCCCGCCCCCUGCUCCAGGCCCUUCCCACAAUCGUCCCGGCCUGUGAGUAACUCUUCCCACCGGAAAAUGAGAGAGCAAUUCUGCCAAUCGAAGGGGAAGUAGGUGACCUCCACGGCGCAGGUGCUGCGGUAGAUGGCUGGAGGCAACCAGCUCACGUAGCCACCCUCAUAGAUGAGCACGUUAGCGUCGUAGGCCACCCCGAACUGGCCGUCAAUACUGUGGGCUCAGGGAAACCGUGCUUUUACACAAAUGCAUACCCCUGGUCCAAGCACCCAGCCAACCUCCUCACCCAAGUCCAGCUCAACCCCUGAGGGGGGCUUCCCUCUAGCCUGGUGUCCUGACUGGUCCUUACUUGUUUUCCAGCACAAUCUCUGGUAACCACACGAGUUCUGAAGGGACCCGCAGGAUUUCUAUGCCUCCAAAGUCGUCCUUGCUAUAGUUAAAUCGGUAAUCCUGCCAAUCCUAUAAGUGUUGGGGGACGGAAGAACAUAUACCCUGCAUUUCCCACCUGAUACUGCCUCAGAGUAGUUUGGGAGAAAGGGGUCCCCUGGACAAGACCUCACAUUGCUCCCCAGAUUUGACUCACAAUUCCAAUCCAGACGCUGGUAGUAAGGGUCUCCUCCUUCUCGUUCUGCAGACAGGAGAAUGAAUGAUUGAAACAGCAUUUCAGUGCCAGAAAUGAACCUUAGGACUGAGCUCAGCAGUUGGGGCCAGAAGUGGGAUUUUAGGCUCACGGUGGGAGUGGGGCCAUCUUACCAGUGAGAUGAGGUUGGUCAGGGUGACCUUGAGGGUGAUGGUGACAGUGUCCUCAGGCCUCUUCACUGGUCGACAUUCUCGGUCAUAGUUGUUUAAAAGAUGGUGGUAAAGAUUCAGCUCCUCAUUUUUCCCCUCACCUCUGACUGUGAUAAAGUGAAGAAGGAAGGGUCACAAAGAGGCAGGAGGUUCCUCUCUUCUUUGCCCGUCUGGGUCUGCACAGGUCCCUGAGGCUCUGUACCUUUCUAUACCUGUCUCCUAAACCAACCAUAUCCCACCUAGGAACCAAAUAUUGUGUCUCAGUCUACCUACAUCUUGGUCUCUAUCCUAGUCCCUUCAUGUCAGUAUUUCUGUGUAUCCACAUGCCUCAAUGACCCCUGUUCUUACCAACAAGGCCCAAGAGGAGUAGGACACCAAGCAGAGUCCCUGCCAUCCUUCUGUCUGGUUCUCUUGAGUUAUUCUGAGCUUUGGCAGGGUU